Messenger RNA from Lotus japonicus, 1117 nucleotides. RefSeq names its product homeobox-leucine zipper protein HOX3-like. Gene Ontology annotation, biological process: regulation of DNA-templated transcription. The transcript is spliced from 4 exons. The record is from RefSeq and is a predicted model, not a curated record. Bases 186 to 833 code for a protein of 215 amino acids. Gene Ontology annotation, molecular function: sequence-specific DNA binding; DNA-binding transcription factor activity, RNA polymerase II-specific. Lineage: Eukaryota; Viridiplantae; Streptophyta; Magnoliopsida; Fabales; Fabaceae.
UUCAUCACAUCCUUUGUUUGCUGCUUCUGUCUUCAUUAUCCUUUUCAUUUGUGUCUCCUUCUGCUUCUUCACUUUACCUUUCUCCUCUAUUUUGAUCACAUGGAUCGGAUCUUCCUUCUGCUUCUUCUAGUUCAUUCCCAUCUCUUUUAUUAUAAUUAAGUCCUUUUCUUUUCUUCUCAUCUUCUAUGGCGGUUCCCCCUAGAAGUUCCUCCAGCUUGGAAUUGACCAUAGGGUUUGCUUCUUCACCAACCCUUCAUCACUCAUCAUUUGUGUUUGGUGUUACAGUGAAAGAAUUGGACAUGAACCGUGUACCCUUAGAAGAAGGAUGGAUGGGAUCAAACAUGGAAGAUGAAGACGAAAACACCAAUGGAGACACUCGCCACAAAAAGCUCCGUCUCACAAAGGAACAGUCCCGUCUCCUUGAAGAAAGAUUUAGACAAAACCACACUUUAAACCCAAAGCAGAAAGAGUGUUUGGCAAUGCAGCUGAAGCUCCAACCAAGACAAGUGGAAGUAUGGUUUCAGAACCGCAGGGCUAGGAGCAAACUGAAGCAGACUGAGAUGGAGUGCGAGUACUUGAAGAGGUGGUUCGGGUCAUUGACAGAGCAGAACCGUAGAUUGCAAAGGGAAGUGGAGGAACUCAGAGCCAUGAAGGUGGGUCCCCCCACCGUGAUAGCUCCUCAUACUAGCAAGCCACUACCAGCAUCCACACUUUCCAUGUGUCCUUGCUGCGAGCGUGUCACCACCACCGUUGCCACCGUCGACAAAGCAAAUACGGCUGCCGCCACUUUGUCUCCUAAAGUUGGGACGCCUGCUGCCCUCAUGUCACGUUAACCUUAAGCAGGUUGUUGAGGUCGUUGCUUCCUUGCUUCUCCACUAGUGCACGGCACUGAAACGAGAUGCAUUAAAGCUUAACAGAACAAAGUUUAGACAGAAAAGAGAAAAGAUGAAGAAUAUAAGGAAAAUGAAAUGUUUUUAUGUAUAUAUAGCUUCUAGUCUUGUACCGAAAGGUGUUUCUGAGAGGGAGGAGAAAGUGGAUCUUUUGUAGGAGUGUUUUUCUAUAUAUGAUCAAUGCAUAUUUAAAUAGGCUAUGUUUCAUCAUAGGCUAUGUUACGAAA